Strongylocentrotus purpuratus (purple sea urchin) is the source of this 7503-nucleotide messenger RNA. Its product is annotated as multidrug resistance-associated protein 7. The coding region runs from base 127 to 4917 and encodes 1596 amino acids. Gene Ontology annotation, molecular function: ATP binding; ATP hydrolysis activity; ABC-type transporter activity. The transcript is spliced from 19 exons. The record is from RefSeq and is a predicted model, not a curated record. NCBI's taxonomy places the organism in Eukaryota, Metazoa, Echinodermata, Echinoidea, Camarodonta, Strongylocentrotidae. Gene Ontology annotation, cellular component: membrane. Gene Ontology annotation, biological process: transmembrane transport.
UAUACUGUGCACCGGUUUGCCGUGAAACCUGUGAGAAAGUGCUUAGACUAUUCGAAUAUCUUCAGUUUUAGGAAAAUUACUCCAAAAGAGAUAACCCAACGAAACAGGUCCUCGCUCUUCAUCAAGAUGGAUUCAUCAUUGGAUACCUUCUGUGGGCAUUCACUCAACAAUUACACCUUCUGGAAGCACAGUAUCUACGGCCAUUGCUACGAACAAUUGGUGUUUGUUCUUACUAGUCAUGGCUUGUUAGCCCUCAUUUGUGCACUCUACAUAGAUUACAUCAAUAACAAACUAGCCAGCCCUAAUCUCAAGAGAUCAAAAUCCUUGCAUAUUCGAUUUGUCAUCACCCUCUUGUCUGCCCUGGUACCUAUAUUGAGCAUUUUACUUCAAAAAUUCACUGGAAGUGGAACUAUAAGACCAGCUCCUGUAGAUUAUCUUGUAAAUGUAACAUCCUCCGUAGCAUGGCUUCUACUAUCGUUGUACUUGUGGAAGCUGAGACGUCAGAGUAUACAGCUGGUGAGAACACACAAACCAGUGAUAGCUAUAUGGGCAUUGACAUUUAUAGCUGUAUGUAUUCGUCUAAGUACUGUCAUCAAACAACUGCUGAAUCAAGAUGACACACUUGCGUCUGGGGAGGAAGGUACCAUCAUUGCAUCGAUAGUACUCCAAGCUCUCUACCUUGGAACCUUAUUACCAGGACCAAGGCACACAUCUGUGCACCAUGAGUUUGGAGGUACCUCUUUAUAUCAGAGCAUCAAUGAGGAUAUUGGAGGAGAGGAUCGUGAACCUCUUCUUAGUACAUCUUCAAGGAAAUCAUCUGACAUCAUUAACCUCGGCAUUGCAGAGGAGACUGCUAGUCUGCUGUCCAAGGCUACUUUCUGGUGGACUCGACCUCUCAUGCGUAAGGGUGCUAAAGGGCAGCUUUCGAGGUCCACCGAUGUCUUCUAUUUACCAAAGAAACUCACAGCCAGCCAUGUUGAAUCAUACUUUUCUACUAAGUAUCCCCAAGGAUCAGCGGCUUUUGCGGAAGAUGUAUUCACCACCAACAAGUCCAACCAUAAUGCACAGUCUCAUGAAGAUGCAGAGAGAAAGGGAUACGGCAGCACACAAGCAAGAUCAGUGAAGCAAGAGGAAAACAUUGUUCCAGAAUUUACCAUUGAAGAUGGAUGCAAGAAUGAGCCAGAGGUGACUCUCUGCAGAGCGUUGUUCAAAGCUUAUGGUGUCAAGUUCUUCCUGCUGGGUAUCGUAAAAUUCUUAGCAAACUGCCUUACAUUUGGAGGGCCAUUGUUGUUAAAUGCCUUGGUGUCUUUCAUGGAGAAUAGGAACGAACCCAUGAGAUAUGGUUACUACUAUGCUCUUGGUCUGUUUCUGGUCACUUUCUCCGCUGCCAUGCUCGGCACUCAUUUUAACUAUCAGAUAUCCAAAAUACAAAUCCAGGUUCGAGCAGCAUUGAUUACAACUGUAUAUAGGAAGUCAUUAUCUGUAAGCGCGACGACGCUGUCAGCAUUUACAACUGGUCAAAUUGUGAACUUUAUGAGUGUGGAUACAGGGAGGAUAGUCAACUUCUGUAACAGCUUUCAUGCAUUCUGGAGUCUUCCAUUUGAAGUGGCUGUUGCCCUCUAUUUACUUUACCAACAGGUGGGUGUGUCUUUCCUAGCUGGUCUCGCCUUUGCUAUUCUUCUCAUGCCCUUAACUAAGUGCCUUAUGGAGAGAAUCCAGAAGCUCAACACAGAUAUGAUGAAACAGAAAGAUGGCAGAGUUAAGAUAAUGAAUGAAGUGUUGAAUGGGAUACGUGUGAUCAAGUUCUAUGCAUGGGAGCGUCACUUUAAGAAACAGAUUGAUGAUUUGCGUCAAGAUGAGCUAAGCAGUCUGAAGGGUAUCAAGUACUUGGAUGCUAUGUGUGUCUACUUCUGGGCUACUACACCGGUUCUUAUCUCUCUCCUCACAUUCACAACGUAUGCAUUGAUUGGCAAUGAUCUCACUGCUGCAAAGGUGUUCACAAGUCUUGCACUGUUUUCCAUUCUGAUUGGCCCUCUCAAUGCUUUCCCUUGGGUAUUGAAUGGAGUCAUAGAAUCAUGGGUAUCCAUCAAGAGAGUCCAAGAAUUCAUGGAUCUAGAGGAGUCAGACCUAGCCACUUAUUAUCAAUCAGAAAACUGCCUCUCAGAAGGAGAGCAGCUAAACAUCAAUCAAGGCUCAUUUUAUUGGGAACAUCCCAAGAAAAAGGAAGAAAAGAAAGAAGAUGAAGAGGAAGGUGAUGGAAAGAAGGAUGAGGGGAAGAGCAUGACCCGAAAAGAUGACGAUACAAGACAACUUGUUCCAGAUGAAGAUGCAAUUGAUGAUGAUGAUGAUAAGCAUUAUGAACCAUUGAAGCUUCAAGACAUUAAUUUAAAUGUCUUCAAGGGUCAGUUGGUCGGAGUGAUUGGUAAAGUAGGAUCAGGAAAGAGUUCUCUCUUCUCGGCCAUCUUAGCUGACAUGGUCAAGGAGAAUGGAAGCAUAAGUAUAGCUGGAUUCGGUCAAGGAUUUGGACUAGCCACUCAAGAGCCAUGGUUACAACACGCUACGGUCAAAGAGAAUAUCCUGUUUGGAAAGGCCUACAAUGCUGACAGAUAUAUGAGUGUGGUUGAAGCAUGUGCUCUCAUUGAAGACCUCAGGAUACUGCCUGCUGGAGAUGAAACAGAGGUUGGUGAGAAUGGAAUCACUCUUAGUGGUGGACAGAAAGCAAGGGUUGCUCUGGCCAGAGCAGUCUAUCAGGACAGUGACAUCUAUCUCCUUGAUGAUCCCUUGGCUGCUGUUGAUGCUGACGUAGGACAACACAUCUUCUCCAAGUGCAUCAUGGGAUUACUUCGAAACAAGACGCGUGUCGUAUGCACCCACCACACCCGUUACUUGGUGGAGGCUGAUGUGGUAGUGGUCAUGGAUGAUUUCAAGAUUGUGGAUAUAGGUCCUCCCAGUGUUGUCUUCAAGCAAUCUCAGUUUGCUACCCACAUCAAUUACAACAAACCUGAGAGCGAUGGCGAUGACAAGGUCGUUGAGACGGAGGUCAAAGGUCAGGAUGUCGACACCAAGAAAUUGGUAGAAGAGGAGGAGAAAGAAGAAGGCAGUGUCAAAUUUGGAGUCUAUAAAUCAUACUGGAACGCUGUUGGAACUCUACUAGCUGUGUGUGUAUUCCUGUCCUUCGUUCUCAUGCAAGGGUCAAAGAAUGUGAGUGACUGGUGGUUAUCAUAUUGGGUCGGUCACACAAGAGGAACCCCACCCAGCAACCAUACCACCCAUCCACCACCUGUUACACACCAAUCAUCUUUGAUUGAACCAAUCUACCUAUCACUUGGUCUGGAAACACAUCACUACCAGUCUUUGAGUGAGUAUCAUUCAGACACGGACAACUCAUCUUCCUUAGAGUUCUACUUGGGGAUCUAUGGAGGCUUGAUAGGUGCCAACUCUAUCUUCACACUCCUGAGAGCAUUCUUAUUUGCCUAUGGAGGUAUACAGGCUGCUACGAUGAUUCAUGAUGGGCUACUGAAGAGUAUUCUUAGGGCUCCAAUUUCAUUCUUUGAGAAAACUCCAGUUGGUCGAAUCAUCAACCGUUUCUCCUCUGAUGUGUUCACCAUUGACUUUGGUCUGCCCUUCGUACUCAACAUCCUACUAUCCCAAGCAUUCAGUUUCCUGGGAACGGUUGUAAUCACAUGCUAUGGUCUGCCUUGGUUCACCCUGUGCCUCAUACCGAUUGGUAUCAUGUAUUAUUACAUUCAGAACUAUUAUCGUAAGACAUCCAGGGAGUUACGUCGUAUCUACAGCAUAUCAAAUUCAGCAAUCUACAGCCACUUCUCAGAGACACUAGCAGGGUUGUCUGUCAUCAAGGGCAUGAGGGCUACAAGAAGAUUCCGACUUGAAAAUCGGUCCAAGUUGGAGCUGAAUCAGCGUGCCUGGUUUAGUAGUAACACAGUCACCUACUGGUUAGCCUUCCGAUUGCAGAUGAUUGGUGUUGGCAUGAUUACAGCCGUAGCUGUUAUAGCGGUACUGGAGCAUCAUUUCCAGACUGUAGAUCCAGGCCUUGUAGGGCUAGCUAUAUCGUACGCCUUGUCGAUCACAAACCUGCUUAUCAGUGCCAUCAACACAUUGACAGAGACAGAGAAGAACAUGAUAAGUGCAGAGCGAACGCAUCACUAUACGGUGGCCAUACCAGCUGAGGUGCAAGGUGGACUUAUUCAGGUACCUGCUCUAUGGCCUCACAGUGGUGUAGUCAAGUUUGACAAUGUUCACUUCUCCUACCGAGAGGAUCACCCCAAGGCUCUGGAUGGAGUCAGCUUCGAGACCAAACCUGGAGAGAAGAUUGGUAUCGUUGGAAGGACUGGGUCUGGGAAGUCCACUCUGUUCCUGGUCCUUUUCAGGAUGGUCCAGAUCCAGCAAGGCACUGUGUCCAUUGAUGGAGUAAACCUGGCCGAUAUGUCUCUAGAAGAUGUCAGGUCUAGACUAGCUAUCAUACCCCAGGACCCAUUCAUAUUCAGUGGUACGGUCAGAGAGAACAUAGACCCGGUCGGUCAGCGUAGUGAUUCAGAGCUAUGGUGCGUCUUGGAGAAGUGCCACGUCAAAGACGUCAUCGUCCGGAUGGGAGGUCUAGAUGCAAUGGCUGGUGAGGGAGGGAAACAGUUCUCUACCGGUCAAAAACAACUGGUUUGUCUGGCUAGAGCCAUGCUGACCAAGGCGAAGGUUUUGUGCAUUGAUGAAGCAACUGCCAGUGUUGACAUGGAAACGGAUGACCUACUCCAGCAGGCCAUCAAAGAGGAGUUCAGAGAUAACACCGUCCUGACGAUAGCCCAUCGGGUGAACACCCUCAAGGAUAGUGAUCGGAUCUUAGUCAUGAAUGAUGGCAAGGUGGAACAAUUUGGAAAGGCGUCGGUAUCCACAGUAGAUGCAUAAUGUUUUGUGACAAAGCAUGUUAUUAUUAUCAUUGGCUGUAACAAGUUUAGCACUACUUAAAGUUUAGAUUUUAGACACUUUUGAAUCAAGUGGUUAUGAGUUAGUUUAUUCCAGACGUCUGUCGAUCAUUGAUGAUUAUUUAUUUCUUCAAUAACGGUUUUUCCAUCUCCUUCAGACAGACCAGUCCUAAAUUGAGAUUUGUAACAUGGACCAUGGUACAGGAGACAGGUACAUGCAUUAUACAACGUCUAAACAUACAGAAAGAUCUCUUUCAAUAAAAGAUCAAGAAAUAUAAACUUUGUAUGGAUACUGAACAGUAAAUCAUAUCUGAAAAAUCAAUAGUGAUGUACAGGGAAACAAAUAUGUUCUAUGAACCAAGAUUUAUGAUCUAAUAUUAUAGAGAAUACAGAUAGUACUUUUCUUUUUGUACUUCUCCCCUAGAACAAUUCACCUUCCUCAGUAGGAAGAGCACUUUCAGUUUAUCCUACAAGUUAAGCAUACAGUGCUUUCCAGAAAAAACGAAACCGAGAAUUAUCAAUGUUUUAUCAUAACUUACUCACAAUUAUAAUGAAUAAAUGACACAUAUUUGUAAAGCUUAGAUCCUCCUCUUUCAUUUUAUGAAACUCAUAUGAUGCAUAUUUCUUGGUUUUAUCUGGGGCGCACUGUAUAUUCACAUAUUCUGUUAGACAUUGGGGAUUUUAUGUUAAAUAUGCAUCUGUUUUCUCUUGACAAUCUUUUUUUAUAGUUUUGUUUGUUCAUUUUAUUCUUGUUUCCGUUUUUAGUUUAAGUUUUUGCUAGUAGUUAUUUUAAUAUAUAUCUAUGCAGGGUCUGUAACUAUGUUCUAUUUUGUAGAAGAUCUAUGUACUCAAAGGGUACUUGUAAAAUUAUAAUAUUAGGUAGUCAUUGUAUCUUUAAAAAGAUAGUAUAUAUAUUUUACCCCUUCUAACAUUCCUAUAUUUAGAAAUGAGCUUGUUGUGUAUUUUUAAAAAUAGAAUUUGUGAAUCCUAAUGGAAAGAUAAAAUAAAUGCAGAUUGUUCAGGUCUUAGAAGGUCACAGAAAAAUUCAUUAAUGUUUCAUCUUUGGAACCAAACUUAAAAUACAUGUACAUAAAAUGAUCAUAUUUUUGUAUUUAGAAAGAUAUCUUUCAAGAACUUGAAAUAGAGGAAGAAACAAUCUCUACUUUACAUGAAAUUUUGAUCGCAAUAAAAAUCAAUAGAUAUUGUUGUAUUGGGAUUCAAAUACUAACAGUUUUACUUAUAUGAUGAAUUUUGAUAACUUUACUUUAUGUUUAUUGCAUUCUUUGUUUAAUUGGUGUGUGUGAACUACUUUCUUCAAUCGGCCAGAAAUGGGAAUCUACUUUUAAAGAAACAUUGUUAUGAGUGUGUGAAACUCUUUAAAUUAUGGGAGAACUGUAAGCAAUACUAAGUUGAUGCCGAAGAGACAUGUUGUUGUUUUUGGAAAUACAAUAUUUGUCCUUUAUUUUCUGUACUUAAAAAUACACAAUAUAAUGAGCCAUAGUGUUAAUUUCUCAGGGUUCAAAAUAACAUCGUUAAUAUAUAGAUGCUGAAUUGAAUUGAUGAUAUCAAGAUGAAAUGAAUUUAUAAUGUUAAACUUUUAUUUCACUUACUUUUUUCUUCAUCCAAAUGGAUGUUACUACAAAGGUAUUUUAUAGAAGUUUGCUUUGUGUGUGCUAAAUUUUUAUCUAAGAUAUAAAUGUGCCUUUUAUGAAUUGCAUCUUGUAGUUAUCUUGUUUGCAUACGGUAAACAAAAUAUGAAUACCGGUAUACAUAUAUGUUUCAAAAUAUUGAUGAUUAUAGCGCACAAAUAUAAAUUACAGGUUGGUUACCAUUAAAUUUAUAUAUCAUCAGUAGAGUGCCAGAAAUGUUACAGUAAAAGUAGCUGAUAAUAUGUUGUAUUAUCAGAAUCCUGUUUCAGCACUAAAACUGCCAGCCAGGUACACAAUUUUAUUGUAUUUGAUGACAUUUUUCAAAAGGAUUGAGCCAUAUUUUAUUGAAAUGUAUUUUUUCUAAUUUGUGUGUGCCUUUAAGAUAAAGCAUUGCAUGGUUGCCCCCAAAUGGGAUAUUGCUGGAACAUGAUAUGCAGGUAAAAAUAAAGCUAAAUAUUAUUGUAAUGGUUUUGGCUGGUUGGUGUCAAUUUCGACUCUUAGGUGCCAUUAAAAUGAUGUGAAUAGGACUAUAUUUUGUAUAGGAUUUUGAGUGUGGUAAUUAAGCAGUCAUUACAGGGUAGGUACAUGAAGUAGACUAACUUACGUAGCCGGGGGCAGUCUUCCAAAGGGUCCACUGAUUUAGCUGUGCAAGCAUCCAUUACCUCCUAUUUUCACUGUUAUAUAUAUACCGGUAUACAGUGUAUAUAUAUUUUGUUUGUUUUAUUUUACUUCUCAUCACAGAUUUGUAUAAUUUGUUAUAUUAGAGAGCAUUUGAGUAGAUUCUCCAAUGUGCUGGAUUUGAAGAUGGUUGGAGAUUUGAUAGAAACCACGCUUUCCUCUAUAUUUUUGUUUUGAGUAUCAUCAAUAACUGAAUUUUGAAGAAAAAUAGUGCAAUGAAAAUAAAAUUUCUUCAAAAUCAA